Messenger RNA from Penaeus indicus, 1687 nucleotides. Its product is annotated as transcription factor Sox-1a-like. NCBI's taxonomy places the organism in Eukaryota, Metazoa, Arthropoda, Malacostraca, Decapoda, Penaeidae. Gene Ontology annotation, molecular function: DNA-binding transcription factor activity, RNA polymerase II-specific; RNA polymerase II cis-regulatory region sequence-specific DNA binding. The record is from RefSeq and is a predicted model, not a curated record. The transcript has 4 exons. The coding region runs from base 1 to 1362 and encodes 453 amino acids. Gene Ontology annotation, biological process: anatomical structure morphogenesis; regulation of DNA-templated transcription; cell differentiation.
AUGAUGGAGUCGAUGCCCGUGUCUUACGCCAGCACCAUGGGCGGUAUGAUGGGGCAUUACUUUGGCACCGGGAGUGCAGCAGCCAUGGGUGUGGGGCAGAUCCCCCCCUCGCACCACACGAACCCCCAUGGGCAGCAGCAGCCCCCUCAGCAGCCCCCGCAGCAGCCAGAGGCCAGUCACCCCCAUCAGCAGACAACCCACACUUCUCACACACCUGCGCAGAACACACCUGAGACACUAACAGCGAGCAACCCCCAUCUCCGCCAGGCCGCACUCGUCACCCCCGUGUCGACGCCUUCGCCCGCGGACUCAACGGCUUCAGGAUGCUCCCCAAGCGGCUCCUCUCAGAAGAAGGAGAACGGCUCUAAGGAGGACCAUAUCAAGCGCCCCAUGAACGCCUUCAUGGUGUGGUCGCGCAUGCAGCGCCGCAAGAUCGCCCAGGACAACCCCAAGAUGCACAACUCGGAGAUCUCAAAGCGCCUCGGAGCUGAAUGGAAACUCCUGACGGAGGCCGAGAAGCGCCCCUUCAUCGACGAAGCCAAGAGGCUCCGCGCCCAGCACAUGAAGGACCACCCCGACUACAAGUACCGCCCCCGCAGGAAGCCCAAGACCCUGAAGAAGGACGGCUACCCCUACAGCAUCCCCUACCCUGCAGUCUCCAUGGACCCCCUGCGUGGAGGUUUCCCCUCGCAGCUGUCUCCCUACUACUCCGCCAGCGCCGCCGCAGCUAACUACGGUUCCAUCACUGCUGCACACAUGGCCGCCGCCGCUGCAGCUGCAGCUGCCGCUCAACAGCAGCUCACUACACAGACUUCGCAGGCCAGCCCCGUCGGCUACGGCUACGACGCCUCCAAGUACAGCAGCUACAUGACCGGAGCCUCGGGUUACCCCAUGAGCAUGUACGGAUCCGCCGCCGCCGCCUCCGAUCCCAAAUACGGCGACGCCAGCAAGGCCGCGGCUGCGGCUGCCGCGUCCGCCGCCGUCGGAGGCUACGAAGCCGCCAAGUCGUACCUGGACAGCAGCAAGUAUCUGUCGGACAAGUACGGCCUGGAGAAACCCACCUCGUACCUGGACAAGGUCGCUCAGGAGCCCAAGGACACAGAGAUGAAGAGCGCCUCGCCGGGCGUAGGCGGCGUCAACCCAGGCUCCAUGGGCGGCUACGGGUCGGCCGCGGGCGCCCUCAGCAACUACUACAGCCAGGCAGCAGGGAGCUCGGCCUUCCAGCCUUCCGGAGCCCUGAGCCAGGGCGUUCCCUCCACCAUGGCCGGCCUGCUGCAGCCAUCGCAGGUGGCCUCGUACACCAACGCUCAGUACCCCCCCGUCGGGGCCGACUACCGGAGGCCUUUGUCCGUGAUCUUCUAGAGCGCGCGCUGCGUGACCCGACGGCGGAGGAAAGCUGUUCUUGUUGACUGUGUGUGGUCAGUGCAGUGGUAGUUGGACCCCUUCCUGUACAUACCUAGUCACGGGGUCUUGUACAUAUGUAAAUACGGGCAUGUUAGACGUCUUUCACGGAAUUUAUUUAUGCAAGUGCCUGGAUGUUGCUGUUGAUCUUGUUGGUUGAUGCUUACUGAGUUCCUGUCCACAGUACAAGCUAAGAGGAGUGCCUGGGAGAGCCAGAAAACCAUUGUAUUCGGCAUUACGGUAUACCUAGAAGUGCAUGAACAAUUUAGACCUAAAAAACACAAAA